Messenger RNA from Tetrahymena thermophila SB210, 573 nucleotides. Its product is annotated as transmembrane protein, putative. NCBI's taxonomy places the organism in Eukaryota, Ciliophora, Oligohymenophorea, Hymenostomatida, Tetrahymenidae. The record is from RefSeq and is a predicted model, not a curated record. The transcript has a single exon.
AUGUUGAGCGGGUUCAUAGGGACUGAGUGCUAUAACUUAACUGCUUUACAGAACAAUUAAAAGGAAAUGAAUGCAAAAAAAAAUGAAAAGGAGUAUUUAAUGUUUUUGAUUAUUCUCUUGGAGAGAGUAGUUUUAAGCUUUGGUUUGAUGUUUAUUAAAAUUAAGAUUUACUUUUCCAACAUGAUUGAGAAAUAUCACUCACUUUACAAAAUAAUUGGAGAAAUUUAUGAAAUAAACUUUGUUGCAGGUGAGGAAGAUGCUAAGCUACGCGAAAGAUUGAGAAAAAAAUUUGAUUUCUCCUUCUUUGAAUUUGAAAAUGGAUUUGAACCUCAUGAAGAUGAGUUAUUGUAAUCAACUUUCGAAAAUACAGUCUACAAUGCUCUAUAUAUUUCUGAAUAAAGAUAAGCUUAACUAAAGAAAAUGAAUUUUGCUCCUAAAAUCUAAGUUAAGCAAAUUGAAUACAUGAAAAAAUCUCUAAGCAAAGAUAGCAAAAACUAAAUCAAAGUUGUUUCUUUUAACUUGAGCGAAUAAGCAGAAUUAAAUGACACCCAACAGCUUUAGGUUUAAAAUUGA